CGUUCACGUACGUAGGGAUCCUAUAGAUGUCUCGGAGCCAGCCGAGACCCACGAAUCCGCCGAGAGUGCAGAAAUACACGAACGCCUGGUCGUCCCUCUCCAGGUACACGUGGUGCGCUCCGACUAAACCACCGAAGGCCCAUAACAAACGCAAUUUCUGAAGAAGUAUUGAUCACGUAAUUUCGACCAAAAUGUAGGGACAAUCUCGACUGAAAGCUUGUCCCGAAAACAAUAUGGCGGCGUGCACGUGUCGUCUGCAAUUCUUCAUUGGAAUCGAAUAUCGUACGUGUGAGAUUUAUCGGUACACUGUCCCUGGCCAGUUCACGAUAUUGCUGAAGGUAACGCAAGAAUUAUACUCUUGGUGAAGAUGGAAUUAUCUGGUGGUGAUGGAACGUUGUGACUCGACAAAGAGAGGCCAUAAAGAGUGGCGACGAAUAGCGAAAAGGGAGCGUCGCAGACGUCUGCGUCGCAAAGCUGCCGCUGAACGGGACGCGGACGCGGAAAGACUGAGGGCAGCACUAGAGAAAAAUGCGGACUAUUUGAACUGGCUGGAGAAGUGCGAAGCGGAAGAGAAAGAAAAGGAGAGGAUAGAGAAAGAGGAGCACGAGCAGCGUGAGAAACUUUGGCUGGAAGAGGAAGUGAAAGCUCAGAAGGAAUGGCAAAUCCUACAGGAACGAAAGCAACGGGCCCGACAAUUGCAGUUGGAGCAGGAAGCGAAAAUCCGAGAAGAGUUUGAGGCGAAACAAGAAGUGAUUCGCAAGAAACAAGAAGAAGAGAAACAGAAGAGAGAGGAGGAUAUCAAGAAGCGGGAGGAACUGUUAAAGGAGAUCGACGAUUACAUCGAUAAUGGGAUCGAAACGCCGGAAGCUAUGCGCGAAGUCGUCGACAGUCAACCUGGAAAAGAACUGUGCCCCUUCUUUACAAAGACCGCCGCUUGCAGAUACGGCGACACAUGCUCAAGAAAUCAUAGAAGAGUAUGCCUGAGCAAGGUGAUAUUGAUACCUGGAUUUUACACGCAUUUCUCAUUGGAAAAGAAUUCCGCGGAGUACGACACGGAUGUAGCCCUCGAGUUCGAGAGCUGGGAAACGCGGGAACAUUUUCGUGAAUUUUACAAAGACGUUGUACCGGAGUUAGAGUCCUUCGGGAGGAUAAAGACUCUUAAGUACUGCUGUAACACGGAAGUCCAUCUAAGGGGGAAUCUGUACGUCGAAUACUAUACCGAAAGAGAAGCAGCCAGGGCGCUAAGAAAGCUGAAAGGUCGUUGGUAUGCCGGUCGGCAGCUUAAUUGUGAAUUUGCCAAUCUGAAAUCCUGGAGGAGCGCUGUCUGCGGUAUGGCAAAAUGCCCGAAAGGGAGAGCGUGCAAUUUUCUGCAUACCUUUCGAAAUCCGCACGACGAGUACGAUAUUAAAAGCCCGCCUAGGUGGGCAAAGACGUCGGUCUCGUCUUCUCAGGAAGCUACCAGCAGGAGAGGAACCGAACACAGAAAUAAAUCGAAAUGGGAGGAUGGUAGUGACGCGGAUGACGGCAAGAACUGGAGAUGGUCCGAGUCGCCCGAGCCCGAAUCGGAGCAAUACUCGCAGAACACGGAGAGGUGCCAUCGUCGGAACGAUGAAUCGACGCAUCGACAAAAAUCGGCACGCGAUAAACGUCGGUCUCGACCUGAUAGAAAUAAAAUCACCGAUAACGAUGAAACGCCGACGAAACGGCGCAGAUCAAGUUCUAAAAAGCAUUUCGAAGAAAGUACCAAAGACGAGGAUAUGUCGAAUGGCCGCGAGUCGUCCAGAAGAUACUGGAGGAAACACGAAAGAAAGAGAGGGGACUACGACGACGAACACGAUGAAUCAAGAUCGCCAAGGUAUUAUCGCAAUAGAUACUCAAAGAGCGGAAAUGAAAGUCACCAUUCGAAAAUUCAUAGAUGUUUGAGUAAAUACAUGCGACAAGAGAAGAGGGAGCGUGAGAAAGAUAAGCGCAGAUCGAGGAUUCGUCGGAGCUCUUUCGAAAACUCGUCCAGACGAAAGGCUAAGACGAAUUCUGAAACGGUGGAUGUCGACAGAACAAACCAAACCAAAGAUAUACCACGUUUAAAGUCUAAAUGGGAUAGAGAUCAUGAUUACUCCGAUAGCUCAGAGUUCUCCGACUCCGAUUCAUCGAGUAGCGUCGAGGGAGAAAAUACUGACAAGUCUGGAGCGUCGAAAGAGCCGUGUAAACGCAACUCCGGCGACGAACGGGUGACGACGGAUUCAGAAAGCGAAACAAAAGUAAAUGAAAAUUAAAAGAACCUGUACCAUGAGAUUAUCAAGACUCGUUAUGUACGAACAGUUCUGUAAUGAGAUUAUUUCAGUCAGGCGAAUACUUUUUCAUACCGAAGUGCAUUUAACAAUAAAAUGUUUUAUAUAUCCACGGAAUUUUAUUACACGCGUCUUGCGCGUUUAUCAUUGAUUCAACGAUCGAUUAUUUGUGAACUCUAGAUCUGUUAACAGUGUGUACAAACUAGUUGAAAGUACGACGCAGCGAUUAAGUUGAUGCAAUGCGUUUCAACGAUAAACAUUAUCUUUCAAUCACUUAUAUCUGUGCU
Nomia melanderi (Alkali bee) is the source of this 2575-nucleotide messenger RNA. NCBI's taxonomy places the organism in Eukaryota, Metazoa, Arthropoda, Insecta, Hymenoptera, Halictidae. The record is from RefSeq and is a predicted model, not a curated record.